Molecule: messenger RNA, 1533 nt
Organism: Pollicipes pollicipes
Lineage: Eukaryota; Metazoa; Arthropoda; Thecostraca; Pollicipedomorpha; Pollicipedidae
Product: ethanolamine-phosphate cytidylyltransferase
Exons: 11
Coding region: 69-1184 (371 amino acids)
Biological process (GO): phosphatidylethanolamine biosynthetic process
Cellular component (GO): cytoplasm
Molecular function (GO): ethanolamine-phosphate cytidylyltransferase activity
Source: RefSeq, a predicted model, not a curated record
GCGGGUCAGCGGAGGGUUGCGCGCCACGCGUUCCUACGUAUCUAGUCCGCACUGCUGUAGAUUGCAGGAUGAGUGAAAUGGCCUCAGGAGACAAAAUGGGAGGUGAUAAAAAGCAAGUUCGUGUCUGGUGUGAUGGCUGCUAUGACAUGGUACACUUUGGGCAUGCCAAUUCACUGCGUCAGGCCAAGGCCAUGGGUAACUACCUGAUGGUUGGAGUGCACAGUGAUGCAGAAGUCACUGAGCACAAGGGGCCACCUGUCUUCACAGAACAGGAGAGGUACAAGAUGGUGCGUGCCAUCAAGUGGGUGGAUGAGGUGGUGGAGGCGGCUCCGUACGUCACCACGCUGGAGACACUCGACAAGUACGAGUGCGACUUCUGCGUGCAUGGAGAUGACAUUACAAUGACUGCUGAGGGCGUGGACACGUACCACAUCGUCAAGGCCGCCAACCGAUACAAGGAGUGUCUGCGGACCAGAGGCGUGUCUACCACGGAUCUGGUGGGACGCAUGCUGCUCAUGACUCGCAGCCACUUCAAGACGGGUAAGGACGAGUACUCGGUGGACCUGCCGCCGGAAGCGUCGCUGGAGCAGGGCGCCACGGCCCACAGUCCCUGGACGGGCGUGACUCAGUUCUUGCCCACCACCCAGCAGCUGAUUCAGUUUUCCUCCGGCAAGGUGCCCAAGCCGGGCGACCGGGUGGUGUACGUGGCCGGGGCGUUCGACCUGUUCCACGUGGGUCACCUGGAUUUCCUGGAGAAGGCUGCGGCGCAGGGCGACUUCCUCAUCGUCGGACUUCACACGGACCCAAUAGUCAACCGCUACAAGGGCUACAACUACCCGAUCAUGAACCUUCACGAGCGCACGCUGAGCGUACUGGCGUGUCGGUACGUGGACGAGGUGGUGAUCGGCGCGCCAUACCCGGUCACGCCCGACCUCAUGGACCACUUCCGCGUGGACGUGGUGUGUCACGGCACCACGCCCAUCUCCGACGACGUCGAUGGCUCUGACCCGUAUGCUGAGCCGAAGCGCCGCUCCAAAUUCAAGCAGAUCGAGUCGGGCAACGACAUGACGACGCAGAAGAUCGUAGAGCGCAUCAUCGAGCACAGGAUGGAGUUCAUGGUGCGCAACAUGAAGAAGGAGAAGAAGGAGAUGGCCGCCUAUGAGGGCCUACUCACGCGCCCAUAAGGAGGCACAGUAGACACCAUUUACAAGCCCUCACGUACCCACGAGCAGCCCCGGUAGACGCCACAUCAGAGACGUCAGCUACCCACGGCGGGCCGCCGCAGACACCUCGCCUUUUUCUCGUGCUGACGACAAGCCGCCGCAGAUGUCACGCCUGAGACCUCGGGUCGAGACUGGAGUCACGUGUGAGGUCUUUGGCGAUGACCCGCGUCAACAUUGGAGAGUGUGCACCGGGGCCCGCGUGCCCACCACCUUCACCAGUCCGGCCUAGCAAACUCCGAGUGUGAGGCGGACGGCGUCGGAGUGACGCGUGGUGUUGGUGCGGAGAUAGCCCGGCCGGCACCAUGGAUCG